CACAAUUAGAUUUUGAUAUCUGACUUGUGAACUUUCUCUGCAGUGUUAAUCAGAACAAUGAGACACACUUCGGUUCUGCUUCUUCUGCUUCUCCUGGUGACAGCCUUGGCUUAUGAAUACAAAAAUGUGGCUUUACGUGGCAAAGCAACUCAGUCUCAUCGGCUCCAAUCAGAGUUUAGUGUGGAUGCUUACAAUGCUAUUGAUGGAAACCGAAAUUCUGACCUGAGACGGGGAUCUUGCACCCACACUGGACCACAAGCACACCCCUGGUGGAGAGUGGACCUGCUGGAGUCCUACGUUGUCACUUCCAUCUCUGUAACCAACAGAGGAGACUGCUGUGCAGAAAACAUUAAUGGAGCAGGGAUUCAUGUAGGAAACUCCCUACAAGACGAUGGUACAUCAAACCCAGUGGUUGCUGUAAUUUCUGGCAUCCCACCUGGAAGAACUUUGAGAAUAACUUUUACCAGUCCUGUGGAGGGCCGUUAUGUGAUUGUGUCACUGCCUGGUUUUAACAGGGUGCUUACACUCUGUGAGGUGGAGAUCUAUGGUUAUCGUGCUCCAACUGGAGAGAAUAUAGCAAUUUAUGGAAAAGCUACUCAGUCGUCAUUGCAUACUCAUGGCAUUGCCUACAACUCUAUUGAUGGGAAUCGUGCUGGUCACUGGGGCAAAGCUUCUUGCAGUCAUACAAUACAUGAAUUUAAUCCCUGGUGGCGACUGGACUUGGGAAAAACCCAUAAAGUGUUCUCUGUCAGUGUAACCAGCAGCGUGGAAGCCUACUUACGACUUCAAGGAGCUGAAAUUCGUAUUGGUGACUCACUUAAUAACAACGGCAACAAUAAUCCCAGGUGUGCUGCGAUCGGAGUCAUCUCUCCAGGUUUUACUCAAAACUUUCAGUGCAAAGGAAUGAAUGGUCAAUACAUUAACAUUGUCAUUCCUGGAAGAACUGAGUAUCUCAUCUUGUGUGAAGUUGAAGUCUACGCAUCAAGACUAGAUUAACUAAAUAGAUCUGCCACUCCUUUAAAUGUUAUUUUUGUAGAAAAACAUGUCUUCAUCUAAUUUAAUGACUAGAUCACAAUAUUCAGUGACAGCUGCAAAUUCUUUGACUAGAACCUGAUUCAAUCACUUUAUGUCGCUGUACUGCUGCUUUUAUGAAAAAUACUUAUUGAAAAUCCAAAAAGUAAAAACAAUAAUCUUGUUAAUUAAUUUACACGCGUGUUUUGUGUAACCAAUUCAGUAAUUUUUUAUUUUUUAUACGUUGAUGCAGAUAUGAUGAGAAAGGACCAAUAAUCUGCCAGAGCAGCAGCAAUUUGGUUAGAUAAUGUAGCAUAUAUAUGUAGAUAUCUGGAUUUAAAUAUUGAUUAAUUAAAUUAAAUCCAUUUUGUAGUCUUUAUAUUUACUUUUUAUCUUUUGUUUAUAAUAUCAACAUUUAUAAUUGAUAGUCUAAUGGACUUUCGUUCCUAAGCAGAAUGCUUAGCAUAAAUAAAUUGUUAAAAUUUCUUGUGUGGAAAUGGCUAUUGAUGUGCAAAUCUAUGCUUAAAGUGCAGUGCCAAAUAAAGUGCUAGUUUUAGUAAAGUGCAAAAGAUGCUAUGCGAGUUACUUAAGUAAAAAAUGUAGUCCCAGUAAUGAAAACCUUAAAGGAGAAAAUGUGAACAGAUUUUGUGUUUUACAUAUUUCUAACAUGAAAACAACGUUAAGUGAAAUGUUU
Xiphophorus hellerii (green swordtail) is the source of this 1705-nucleotide messenger RNA. RefSeq names its product fucolectin-1-like. Bases 58 to 996 code for a protein of 312 amino acids. The transcript has 5 exons. The record is from RefSeq and is a predicted model, not a curated record. NCBI's taxonomy places the organism in Eukaryota, Metazoa, Chordata, Actinopteri, Cyprinodontiformes, Poeciliidae.